This is a messenger RNA of Xyrauchen texanus (razorback sucker), 1501 nucleotides long. Its product is annotated as V-type proton ATPase 16 kDa proteolipid subunit c. Gene Ontology annotation, molecular function: proton-transporting ATPase activity, rotational mechanism. Bases 204 to 665 code for a protein of 153 amino acids. The record is from RefSeq and is a predicted model, not a curated record. Gene Ontology annotation, cellular component: proton-transporting V-type ATPase, V0 domain. NCBI's taxonomy places the organism in Eukaryota, Metazoa, Chordata, Actinopteri, Cypriniformes, Catostomidae. Gene Ontology annotation, biological process: proton transmembrane transport. The transcript has 3 exons.
UGACGUUUGCCACCAUUCUGUGCCGGAGAUACGAUAGGAUCUGUGAUGACCAGUUUCCAUCGUCUAAUUCGGGCAUUAAACUAUUCUUCUCUGCCUAACCCUUCACCCUCAGAGCCCGGUACCCGUUUGAUCGUUCGGUUCCACCCGUGUCGUGCAGUUUUAGUCUGGUGUCGUUGUGGUUUUGAGGUUAAAUCUGAAGAACAAUGUCGUCGGGAAGCCCAGAAUACUCGCCGUUCUUCGCAGUGAUGGGCGCAUCAGCAGCGAUGGUCUUCAGCGCAUUGGGUGCGGCAUACGGCACAGCAAAGAGUGGCACGGGUAUCGCUGCCAUGUCUGUGAUGCGUCCAGAGCUCAUCAUGAAGUCUAUCAUUCCUGUCGUCAUGGCGGGAAUCAUCGCUAUAUACGGCCUGGUCGUGGCCGUUCUCAUCGCCAACAACAUUUCAGACAAGAUCACUCUGUACAAGAGUUUCUUGCAUUUGGGUGCAGGGCUUAGCGUGGGUCUGAGUGGGCUGGCGGCCGGUUUCGCCAUUGGCAUCGUCGGAGACGCGGGCGUUCGCGGCACUGCUCAGCAGCCGCGCCUCUUCGUCGGCAUGAUCCUCAUUCUGAUCUUCGCUGAAGUCCUGGGUCUCUACGGCCUCAUUGUAGCUCUCAUUCUCUCAACCAAAUAAACUGGCAGUCGACACGCAACGCUGCUGUACCAGACGAAGGGGGACGUGGAGCUUGAAAAAUAAAGUGUGAAGGGGGGAAAAUAAAAGAAAACCUUAAACUAAAAAAACGAAUAUUAGAAGAAAGGAUGAAUUGAAAAGGUUCAACAGGCUCUUUUGCGUUUGGUUUUACACUGAAAGUGUACAGUCGUCCCAGUUUGAUAGUUUUGAUUUCUUGUAAAUGCAGUAUAUAGUGAUUUCGUCCUGUGUCUGUGAAGAUAAAAUAUAAUAAUAAUAAUAAUAAUAGUAGAAGUAAUAGAUCUCAUUCUCUGUUAGUUUCCCGCCCCCUCCUGCCUAUCGUUUUGUUAGCCAAUCAUGUGCUCUCUUUUGCUCUUUUCACGUUUAAAGGGACAAAAAACACGAAUGCCAUUGGUUCCUAUCUCUCUUCCUAUUACAUGAUUUGGGAGUUUUUUUUUAAAAAAUUUCCACAUUGAUGUGAGUGUUUGUAAAGUGGCAAAAAAAAAUGGAAUAGUUGUUUUUUCCACUGAUAUUAUUUAUAAAGAUAUUGUUCAUGACAAUGUACUUGGAGCUUCUCAAAUCCUCUGAUUGGUAUUUAUAUAUGCAUAAUAUAUAUAUAUAUAUAUAUAUAUAUAUAUAUAUAUACAGAUAUAUAAGAAUAGAGCUGCACCGGCUGGCUUUCCUGUACUGUCUAUAUACUGGGUUUGCUGGUGAGUGCAGUAUUGGGGAGUAUUUCAGCUCGAUGUGUGUAUUUAUGGUUGUUUUGUGUGAUUAGCCGAUGUUUGGUUGUAUUAAAGAUGUGUGUGUGCACCUCUGAGGGUGUCACAAGUUUAAUUUCCAUA